Molecule: messenger RNA, 1254 nt
Organism: Monoraphidium neglectum
Lineage: Eukaryota; Viridiplantae; Chlorophyta; Chlorophyceae; Sphaeropleales; Selenastraceae
Exons: 7
Coding region: 1-1254 (417 amino acids)
Biological process (GO): lipid metabolic process
Molecular function (GO): oxidoreductase activity, acting on paired donors, with oxidation of a pair of donors resulting in the reduction of molecular oxygen to two molecules of water
Source: RefSeq, a predicted model, not a curated record
AUGCAGGCCAUUCGCUGCUCCUCGCGCCCAUUGGUGCACCAGCAGCGUCCGACCCUGCUUGCGGGCCUUCCCCUCCGUUCUAGGGCGUCGAUCAGGCCUAAGGUGGCAGCUCUUGACCCCGUUACGAUCCCCGCGGACGAGAGGGGCUUCCGCCUCAACCCGGAUGGCACCCACGACCUGUCGGCGCCGCCGCCGUUCAGCCUGACCGACAUCCGCAACGCCAUCCCGGCGCACUGCUGGGAGAAGAACACGUUCAAGUCGUUUGCGCACCUGGCUUUGGACGUCGGCAUCGUGGCCGGCCUCGCCGCGGCCGCCUACGUCGCCAACAGCUGGUUUGUCUGGCCGCUGUACUGGCUGGCGCAGGGCACCAUGUUCUGGGCGCUCUUCGUGGUCGGCCACGACUGCGGCCACCAGUCGUUCAGCCCCAGCCGCACCCUCAACGACUUCGUGGGCAACAUCGUGCACGCGAGCAUCAUGGUGCCCUACCACGGCUGGCGCGUCAGCCACCGCAAGCACCACGGGAACCACGGCCACGUGGAGAACGAUGAGUCUUGGUACCCGACCACCAAGUCUCUCUACGACAAGAUGGACGAGUGGACCAAGCUGGGCCGCAACUACUUCCCCACCACGUUGUUCGCCUACCCCUUUUACCUCUGGAAGCGCUCCCCUGGCAAGACCGGUUCGCACUACGACCCGUCGUGCGACCUGUUCGUGCCGUCCGAGAAGAACAUGGUGCUAACCUCGGACGCGUUCCUGGUCGGCAUGGCCGCGAUCCUGGUGGCCGCGACUGCCAAGUUGGGCAUCCUCGCGAUGUUCAACCUGUACUUCGUGCCGUACUGGGUGUUUGUCAUGUGGCUGGACACCGUGACGUACCUGCAGCACCACGGCAGCAGCGACCCCGCCGAGAAGCUGCCCUGGUACAGGGGCGAGGAGUGGAGCUACCUGCGCGGCGGCCUGACCUGCCUGGACCGCGACUAUGGGAUCUUCCACAAGGUCACCCAUGACAUUGGCACCCACGUCGUGCACCACCUGUUCCCCCAGAUCCCCCACUACAACCUGCAGGACGCGACCGCCGCCGUCAAGCCCAUCCUCGGCCCCUACUACCGGGAGCCCGUCAAGUGCGCCCCCCACGGCGUGCCGCUGCACCUGCUCGAGCCCCUCAAGCGGUCGUUCGGCGAGGACCACUUUGUGGCUGACGAGGGCGACAUCGUGUUCUACCAGAAGGACGAGAAGCUGGGCAAGACGGCGGCGUGA